AUACUGCUCGAAGAUGGAGCAAAGCCAUCAAGAGAAGCACAACGUCGCUUGAAUCCUCCCAUGAUGGAGGUUAUAACCAAAUUGUGAUUGCUCUGGAGGACCAAGAGAAAAUAACAUUCACUUGUCCAUUUGACACCUUUUCUUAUCGGCGCAUGCCCUUCAACCUUGGCAACGCUCCCGUAACUUUUCAAAGAUGCAUGAUAAGUAUAUUCUCCGAUUAUAUUGAAAGCAUUUUUGAGGUCUUUAUGGAUGAUUUUAGUGUUUAUGGACCACUAUGCAAGUUGUUGCAAAGGGAGGUGUCAUUUCACUUUGAUAAAGAUUAUAAAAAGGCAUUCGAAAGCUUGAAAGAACUUUUAACAUCGGCACCCAUCAUUCAACCACCAAAUUGGAACAGGCCAUUUGAGUUGAUGUGUGAUGCAAGCGACUUUGCAUUGGGAGCCAUUUUAGGGCAACGAGUUGGAAAGACACCUCAUGCUAUAUAUUAUGCAUCAAGAACUUUGAAUGAUGCCCAACUUAAUUACUCUACUACUGAAAAAGAGCUUUUAGCAGUUAUUUUUGCCUUAGAGAAAUUUCGUUCAUAUCUUAUUGGCACUAAAGUAACUGUCUUUUCUGAUCAUGCAGCUCUUAAGUAUUUGCUUGCUAAGAAAGAGGUAAAAUCAAGGCUCAUUAGAUGGAUACUCCUCUUACAAGAAUUUGACCUUGAGAUUAAAGACAAAAAGGGGAGUGACAAUUAUGUGGCUGACCACCUCAGUCGCCUUAUCCAUGAGAGAGAAACUCUUCCAUUGCAAGAAAGCUUCCCCGAUGAACAAUUGCUUCUCGUCACGGACACAUCUCCCUGGUUUGCAGAUAUAGUGAACUAUUUAGUCACUAAGAAAAUUUCAAGUGACUUGACCACCGCUCGAAGGCAAAAACUCAAGGCGAUGGCCAAAUUUUUUGUGUGGGAUGAGUCGUACUUGUGGAAACACUGUUCGGAUCAAUUGAUAAGAAGAUACAACAUCACCCAUAAAGUGGCUACACCUUACCAUCAGCAAACUAGUGGGACGGCAUACAAAACACCGAUUGGCAUGUCCCCUUAUCGGUUAAUUUAUGGUAAGCCUUGUCAUCUCCCGGUUGAGCUCGAACACAAGGCAUUUUGGGCAGUCAAGCAAUGUAACAUGAAUCUAGGUGCAGCGGGUUAUCAAAGAAAGCUUCAACUCAAUGAACUUGAGGAAAUUCGAAAUGACGCCUAUGAAAGUUCAAGAAUUUAUAAGGAAAAAAUUAAGGUGUACCAUGAUAAAAUGAUUUCAAGAAAGGCUUUUUUUGUUGGACAAAAAGUUUUUCUUUUCCACUUGUGCCUCAAGUUAUUUCUAGGUAAAUUACAUUCUCGAUAUAUUGGUCCUUUUGUUGUUACUAAUGUCUUUCCUUAUGGUGCAGUAGAAAUCAAAAGCCUUCAGACUGAGAAAGAGUUUAAGGAAAAAGUUGCCUACCUUAAGGAGUGUGAGUCAGCAUUGAGUAAUCUGGCCCUAUACAUCACUAAUGUGUAG
Messenger RNA from Olea europaea var. sylvestris, 1523 nucleotides. RefSeq lists its product as uncharacterized. The annotation marks the transcript as partial. Lineage: Eukaryota; Viridiplantae; Streptophyta; Magnoliopsida; Lamiales; Oleaceae. The transcript has 6 exons. The record is from RefSeq and is a predicted model, not a curated record.